UCCAAAAUUAUGGUACAGACACUGGAGCCUUCGAGGGAGACCUUAAGGCAAUCGUCAAGCUGCUUUCUUCUCCCCAGCCCCAGGAAGCACAACUGUGCAAAGGUCACCCCAGGAGCUGGCCAUGCGGGCAACUACCAAAGCCAGCCCUCCCCGCGCGGUCGCUAUUCUCGACUCGAGCCACUGCGCCGCGCUCGCACCGGGCCACCUGUUGCCGCCCUGCGCCCAGAGCCGAGUCGCAAGCCGCCGCUAGAGUUCGUUCUAAUUCCCCGGAGCAGAGGCUGGCCGGGAAGCCGCGACGCUCGGCGGCCCUCGCCUCCUCUGGGCGGGCGGAGACUCGGCGGAGCCUCCCAAGCCCGGGCUCCCUUUGUUUUCUCGAGGCUCUCGGUGUCCCCCCACGCAGACCACCAGACCGCGUCCCUCUCCGCCCCGCUCGGCCCGUGCGCGCUCGGGCGGCAGCUCACCGCCUUGGGAAGAUACGAGCGCAUCGAGAUACCCACGGAGGAGGGAACGCAGGUCCAUCCAGCGGCGCAGGAAUGCCAGGGCGCCGACAGGUGGCCCUUGAGAUUGCGACACGGGCGCUGGAUUCCCCAAUCCGGGUUUAGCACGCCUCCGCGGAACACCGGCAUGGUUUGCAAGGCGCGCGGGACCCCAGACGCAAACGCACGGUUCCCGAGGCUGCAGGCACAGGGCAGCGAGAUGCUCCUCCCGCAUUGGCACCGAGACGCGUGAGGGAGGGAAUCGGGUAGGUGGGCGGGGGUUGGGGACGGCGGCCUUGGGGAUCCCCUCCCGUCGUGACCAGCCAACCCAAUUUUGCGCGGAGAGAAAGUUCCUCGCUUUCUCCGAGCCUGACGGUCGCGGGAGAACCGCGGCCGACGAGAGUUUCGCUCGGCUCCCAGGGCGUCUGUUUGUUUAUUGAUUCCGGAGGGGAAAAGUUUGAGGCUUUUGAACCCAGCUCAAACCUGGCGCAAGCGGAAACCUCGGAAUCUCCCCCCACACACACCCCCGCCCCCACCACCACCCCACCACCACCACCCCGCCCCUCCGCCCCGCUGCCCCCCUCCCGCAGCCAAAAGUCAUUAUAUAAGCUGGGGGCGGGGUUGGGAGGUGGUGGCUCUUCCUAACCCUCUCGGGUCCGCGGAGUCCUCUCUGGAGCGAUUCGGGAAUAAAUGUAACAUUUUAGAAACAAAUGUCACUGUUGUUAUUAUUUCGCGGAAGCCGUAAGACAGAGGAAGUGCAAGGCAGAGUCCCGGGCGCCAGGCGCCCCCACCCGGGUCCCCCACCCCCGUGCGCUGUCGCCCUCCGGGCGCAGGGUGGGAGUCCGGCGAGGGUCUGGGUGUCACCGGGUCCCCGCGAGCAGCCGCGCCCCCCGCCUCCUCCCCCACCCCGAACUCGGCGUCGGCCGCUCCACGUGGUCAGGAUCAACAGUUAGUUGAGCUCAUCAGUGACACCUUGAACUUUUCAUAAAGAAAAGGAGUAUUGCAGCGGGGAGACUCGGGCCGCCGCUCCGGGUGGCUCCGAACAGUCCAGGAUGUCGCUCUCGUUUCCCCUCGCAGAAAUGCCACCGAGUCCGUUACCGCGCUCAGACUUUGGAAGUUAAUUUACAGCAACAGCAACCACCACCGCCGUGGCCGCCCCACUCCACGCCCCGAACCUUGGCUAGUCACCAGUGCCUCCAGGUCCAGCUUCUCCCUCCCACCCCACACCCCCCCCCCCAACAGCUCCCGUCUGAAAAUGACAUUUCGCCGGCGUCUCGGGAGGGGGGCUGGAUUUCACUUUGCAACUUUCUGCGGAACCCGAGCCCGGGGUGGCAGCUCGGGUUGGUGGUAUCGUAUGCAAAUACGCAUGCUGACGUUACAGAUCAUGUGGGUUUUGGCGUAGAUUCCCCACUGAUCGAGACAUUUUCCCCCCCUCUUUUUUUUUUGCCCCCCCUUCUUUUUUUUUCUUUAAAAAAAAAUUUUUUUUUUUCCUUGCUCGCCACUCUCUCGUUGCGGGGGCUUGCGCGGUCUGUGUGUCUGGCAGGCUGGGCGCUCGCGGCUCUUUCCCACGGAGCCCGAGCCGGGCGCCCGGAGGGGAGUGGGGAGUGGGUGGGGGGAAAGCCAGCAGAGUUCCAUUUUGGAACGCCCGUGCCGCGUCUCCGCGCUCCCGGCCCGGGUGUCCCCGCGCUCGCCGCCCCGGCGCAGAUCCCGACACAUUCCCCUCUCUCAGAGUCACAAAGGCAAAGGUUCCCAGGAUGUGAGCGACACGGGACUGAUAUGAUGCUACCUCUUGUAUUUCACCCGUGGAAUGGUCACAGUCUUCUUUGCUGAAAUCAUCCUGAAGACUCAAACACAAGACUUCAGCAUUCAAGGGAAGCCAAAGCCAUUAGAGAGGGGGAGAAAGCCAAAAAGCCUUUUGUUUGUUCCAGAUUUUUCACGGACCACUCCCUUUCCCACAAGCCACGGCACACAGACAGACAGCAUGGCGAGCAAAAGGAAAUCCACAACCCCGUGCAUGGUCCGGACUUCGCAAGUCGUGGAGCAAGAGGUCCCCGAGGAAGGAGACAGGGCCAAAGAGAGAGGGGCGGACGUGCCACAGCCCAGCGUGCCCAAGGACAGCUGGGCCGUGGAACCGGAAAACGCUUCCAAAGAAAAUGAAGUGAUUGAGGUGAAGUCAAGCGGGGAAAGUCAGUCCAAAAAACUCCAAGGCGGCUACGAGUGCAAAUACUGCCCCUAUUCCACGCAAAACCUGAACGAGUUCACCGAGCACGUGGACAUGCAGCACCCCAACGUGAUCCUCAACCCCCUCUACGUGUGCGCCGAAUGUAACUUCACAACCAAAAAGUACGACUCCUUGUCCGACCACAACUCCAAGUUCCACCCGGGCGAGGCCAACUUCAAGCUGAAGCUGAUCAAACGCAAUAAUCAGACGGUCUUGGAGCAGUCCAUCGAGGCUACCCACCACAUCACGUCCAUCGCCACGGGCGGUGGUGGCGGCCCUGGGGGCAGCGAGCACGACCCUGGCAUCUCGGUCAGCAAGACCCCCAUCAUGAAGUCGGGGAAACCCAAAGCGGAUGCCAAGAAGGGGCCCAAGAAGCCUGAGGAGGUCACCCCCGAGAGUCACGUGGAUGGGCCGGCCCGCCUGGUGACUGAUGCCGCGGAGAUCCUCUCCAGGCUGGGGGGUGUGGAGCUGCUCCAGGACUCCCUGGGGCACGUCAUGCCUUCUGUCCAGCUCCCACCAAAUAUCAACCUUGUCCCCAAGGUCCCCGUCCCUCUGAAUACUACCAAAUACAACUCCGCCCUGGACACCAACGCCACCAUGAUCAACUCCUUCAACAAGUUCCCUUAUCCAACCCAGGCGGAGCUGUCCUGGCUGACGGCCGCUUCCAAGCACCCCGAGGAGCACAUCCGGAUCUGGUUCGCCACCCAGCGCUUAAAGCACGGCAUCAGCUGGUCCCCCGAGGAGGUGGAGGAGGCUCGGAAGAAGAUGUUCAACGGCACCAUCCAGUCCGUCCCCCCGACGAUCACCGUGCUGCCUGCCCAGCUGGCCCCCACAAAGAUGCCGCAGCCCAUCCUGCAGACAGCGCUGCCGUGCCAGAUCCUCGGCCAGACCAGCCUGGUGCUGACCCAAGUCACCAGCGGCUCCACCACCGUCUCCUGCUCCCCCAUUGCCCUUGCCGUGGCCGGAGUCACCAACCACAGCCAGAAGAGACCAUUAGUGACCCCCCAAGCUGCCCCGGAGCCCAAGCGCCCACAUGUGGCCCAGGUGCCAGAGCCCUCCCCUAAGAUCCUCCACCCCCCGCUGCCCUCCGCCAGUGACCGCAAGAAGACCAAGGAGCAGAUCUCACACCUCAAGGCCAGCUUCCUUCAGAACCAGUUCCCCGACGACACCGAAGUCUGCCGGCUCAUCGAGAUGACCGGCCUUGCUAGGAGCGAAAUCAAGAAGUGGUUCAGCGACCAUCGGUACCGGUGUCAAAGGGGCAUCGUCCACAUCACCAGCGACUCCCUUGCCAAAGAGCAGAUGGCCGGCACCACCCCCCAGCACGGCCGCACGUACCAGGCCUACCCCGACUUCGCCCCCGCCAAGUUCAAAGAGAAAAGCCAGGGCCAGGUGAGGGUCCUCGAGGACAGCUUUGUGAAAAGCUCCUUCCCCACCCAGGCGGAGCUGGAUCGGCUCCGGGCAGAGACGAAGCUGAGCAGGAGGGAGAUCGACUCCUGGUUCUCGGAGAGGAGAAAGCUUCGGGACAGCAUGGAGCAAGCAGUCUUGGACGCCAUGGGGUCUGGCAAGAAAGGCCCAGAGGCAGUAGCCCCCAACGGUGCUCUGGCUCGCCUCGACCAGCUCUCCGGCGCCCAGCUAGCCAGCCCUCUGCCCAGCCCUUCCCCAGCAACGACAAAGAAUCAAGAGCAGGUGCAUCUCCUGAGAAGCACGUUUGCAAGAACCCAGUGGCCCACUCCUCAGGAGUACGACCAGCUCGCGGCCAAGACCGGCCUGGUCCGAACUGAAAUCGUGCGCUGGUUCAAGGAGAACCGGUGUUUGCACAAAACGGGCACACUGAAGUGGAUGGAGCAGUACCAGCAGCAGCAGCAGCUCGUGGCGGACGACCACGGCUACAACGCCCUCUCCAGGAAGGCAGCAGAGGGCGCGGUCCCCACCGAGAGCCCCAAGAAUGGGAGCGAAGCGGGUCCCCCCUAUUUCAAGGACCCCAACAAGCUCUGCGAAGAGGACUUGGAGAAGCUGGUACCCCGGGGGAAAGUCAGCGGUGAGCAAGCCCAAGACCGUUUGCCCCCCAAGCCCUCAGAGACCACCUCGGACCGGCCGGAGGGGAACAGCCGGGACGGCCAUGGCAACGAGGAGAACGAGUCGGGCGUUGUGGACUGGGUGGAGGUGACCGUGGGAGAGGAGGACGCCAGCUCAGACAGGUCGGAGAGCUGGAGCCAGGCUGCAGCCGAGGGCAGGGCAGAGCUGGCCGACUCGGACUCCGACGCAGCCCCUGCAGAGGCUGGCCACGCCUAGACAGAGACUUUGUCCGAACUGCUGUGCUGAGACAGGAGACACUUCGUCGUAGAAGAAAGAAGAGCGCUUCCCUCCCCCAGCCACCCUGGCCAGAGACUCCAAGUGGAACUACUCAGUAGCUCGUGUGUGCCUGCAGGGUUCGGGAACCCAGAGGUCUGGGUGGGAAUUCCUCGUGCCAAAGUCCUACUACUGCGUUUUCAAUGGGUCCUUGUAAAUAGUUGCGCCUCUGCUCCGGCCUCCACCUCUUGCUAUACUGGAAAGAUUUGUACAAUGUGGGGAUUUUGUUACCUUUUUUAUCAAGGGCAACUUCCUUUUCCAGAACUAUCAUUGGAAGGUGGGUUUGGGGGUGGUUUGUUGUUUUUUUUUUACCCCCCCAAGGAAGGGGAGGGCUAAUCACCUGUGCUUUUUCUCUUGUUUUCUUUUCUCAUUGGUAUUACUGGGGGAGGGGGGCAGGUUAGCAUUAGUGUCAUUAUAUCUACAGGAUUUUAGGUAGGGAAGAAUUCAUUUUCUAAAGGUAGUCAGCAGUUCGGGAGAUUUCAGGGGAACGGGAAGGGCUAAGUUUGGGGCAUCGGUAGCAACUGGAAGAGGGUUUGCCGCGGGCACACCUUUCCAAGCAACCCGUGUCCCAUUCUUCCCUCUACCCCUUGCGGGCUCCUCGUUUAACCAAGCACUGGCUUUCAGAACUGCCCAGGGCUGGGUCUAGAAUCACAGCUGCCUGGCCUGCCUGCACCAGGGGCACUGCGUGGCAGGCGACUCUCUCUUAGAGGAUUCUGUGCUGGUCCGUGUUACCAUGACGCAUGCAUCAUUAGAACAAGAGGAGCUCUUCCCAUCUCGAUGGCACAAAGAAGGCCCACGGCGGCCCGUUCCCAUCCCUGUGCCCGCCGCCUUUUCCCAGAGUGGUACUAGACAAGAUAGCGGCUUGAGGCCUCACCAUGACUUGAUCCUUUGUUUUGUGUGUUUGUUUUGGGCCAAUUUUAGAUUCCUGGGUGCACUUCCUUACCCCCUUCUCCUCCCCACACCCCACACAUACACCCAGUUAGUCCUAACCCUUAAACCAAGAGGCCUAGCUGGUAUAAAUGUUGCAAUAUGAACUGUGUUUGCAAACCAUCUCCCUCCCCCACUCACCACCCACUGUUUGAGUACACUGCACAAAUAAAAUACUAGGGAGUUUGAACAAAAGCGGUUUUUUCUAACUUGUUGCUCAUUUGUUGUAACUCAAUAAA
Molecule: messenger RNA, 6212 nt
Organism: Sorex araneus (European shrew)
Lineage: Eukaryota; Metazoa; Chordata; Mammalia; Eulipotyphla; Soricidae
Gene: ZHX2
Product: zinc fingers and homeoboxes 2
Exons: 4
Coding region: 2284-4989 (901 amino acids)
Biological process (GO): regulation of transcription by RNA polymerase II
Cellular component (GO): nucleus
Molecular function (GO): DNA binding; DNA-binding transcription factor activity, RNA polymerase II-specific
Source: RefSeq, a predicted model, not a curated record